GCCACCAACACACCUGCAAACAUGAUGAAUGUCUCAAAUAUUUUGAAGAUCCAGAAAGUAGUAAAAUGGCAUAUACAAUUCUUACGACUCCUCACAGCUAUAAUAUUUCAAAUAUCUUAAACGAUUCAAGUAAUGAAUUAGUUGAGAAAUCAGUAACUCCCAAGUCUCCUCCUUAUUAUAAACAACCACGAUUUAUAACUAAUAAUGAAUACAUGGAUAUAGUUUGGUCUCCAUGGCAUUUUGAUAAAAUUAUUAGUGAAAUAGAUAUCGAAAAAAAAUAA
Molecule: messenger RNA, 281 nt
Organism: Dentiscutata heterogama
Lineage: Eukaryota; Fungi; Glomeromycota; Glomeromycetes; Diversisporales; Gigasporaceae
Source: the annotation of a GenBank genome assembly